Cherax quadricarinatus is the source of this 700-nucleotide messenger RNA. Lineage: Eukaryota; Metazoa; Arthropoda; Malacostraca; Decapoda; Parastacidae. The record is from RefSeq and is a predicted model, not a curated record.
GAGGAGGCACUCCAAAGAUUCAGUUAUCAGCCAGCAAUAGCAACCUUUCCAGCAACGUUAUGGUGAACGUCUCGUCUUCUUCAGGUGUAAAGAUGGAAACAGAUUCUUCAUCAUUUAAAAGAAAACGUGAAGAUGAUUACGACUCUGUACAGUAGCUCCUUCAGCUGUGAAUGCUUGGAACUUUAUAAAAAAAAAGUGUUUGAUAAGUAAAUGUUUUUACAAAACUUGAUGUGCUCCCUACUGUUUUUAAUAUAAGAAUGCACGUAAAGGAUAUUGAAAUUGUAGAUUAUUAUAUUAUUUAUAAAUGUCACAUUUGAAGAUUAUUCCAGAUAGUAAUAGUGUCCUGUGUUAUUUUUGUGGGCAUAGAACACCUCUGGUGGUGGUGGUGGUGUUGACACAUGUUCAAAACAUCUUGUGGACUGAUAUGUGGUCAACACAUCAGCAGAGAAAUCCUGUGGUGGUUGUGUUGACAAGUGUUAACAAAAUGUUGAGCAGAGAAAACUUGUGUUUUUGUUGACACAUGCUCAACACAUAGGCAAAGAAAACAUUCAGUGGUGUUGACAUGUGUACAAUAUAUUUUGGUACAAAAUUAAGGAUGUUUAUACAGUGCUUAUUUCUGAGUUUGUGGCAUUAAGCAGUUCUUAAGAAGCUUUUACUUAUGAUAAGUAUUAAGUGCAUAAUACAUUAAUAAGAAACUAUA